Messenger RNA from Gasterosteus aculeatus aculeatus (three-spined stickleback), 1877 nucleotides. RefSeq names its product enolase 1a, (alpha) (gene eno1a). The record is from RefSeq and is a predicted model, not a curated record. Gene Ontology annotation, biological process: glycolytic process. NCBI's taxonomy places the organism in Eukaryota, Metazoa, Chordata, Actinopteri, Perciformes, Gasterosteidae. Gene Ontology annotation, cellular component: phosphopyruvate hydratase complex. Gene Ontology annotation, molecular function: magnesium ion binding; phosphopyruvate hydratase activity.
CGAGGCUGCGUUCCUGCUUCCUGCUUCCUCCGCCUAGUGCGCGAGGACGAGGCGUCACUGCGCUGCCCGCACGACAGAGAGAAGACAGCACCGCGCUCGCGCACGCUUAAGGCCCGGAAAAAAAGAUCCAGAACCAUGUCCAUCCUCAAGAUUCACGCUCGGGAGAUUUUCGACUCCCGUGGUAACCCCACUGUGGAGGUCGAUCUCUACACCAAGAAAGGUCUGUUCAGAGCUGCUGUGCCCAGCGGCGCCUCCACGGGCAUCUAUGAGGCUCUGGAGCUGCGUGACAAUGACAAGACGCGCUACAUGGGCAAAGGAGUCAAAAGAGCAGUUAAAUAUAUAAAUGAGUUCUUGGCCCCUGCAUUAUGUAACCAGGAUGUGAGCGUUACAGAUCAGGAGAAGAUCGACAAGCUGAUGCUGGACAUGGACGGCACAGAAAACAAGUCUAAGUUUGGCGCAAACGCCAUCCUGGGCGUCUCUCUGGCCGUGUGCAAGGCCGGCGCAGCAGAGAAGGGCGUCCCCCUCUACCGCCACAUCGCUGACCUGGCUGGGAACCCGGAGGUCAUCCUCCCGGUGCCUGCUUUCAACGUCAUCAACGGCGGCUCUCAUGCAGGCAACAAGUUGGCCAUGCAGGAGUUCAUGAUCCUGCCCGUGGGGGCCAGCACCUUUAAGGAGGCCAUGCGUAUCGGUGCCGAGGUCUACCACAACCUGAAGAACGUCAUCAAGGAGAAAUAUGGCAAGGACGCCACCAAUGUGGGAGACGAGGGAGGCUUCGCCCCCAACAUCCUGGAGAACAAGGAAGCUCUAGAGCUGCUGAAAAAUGCCAUCGCCAAGGCCGGCUACACCGACAAGAUCGUGAUCGGGAUGGACGUGGCUGCCUCUGAGUUUUACAAGGGUGGCAAGUACGACCUGGACUUCAAGUCCCCCGACGACCCCAGCCGCUACAUCUCCCCCGACAAGCUGGCUGACCUCUACAAGAGCUUCGUCAAAGAUUACCCAGUGGUGUCCAUUGAGGACCCCUUUGACCAGGACGACUGGGAGGCGUGGUCCAAAUUCACAGCCACCACCAGCAUCCAGGUGGUGGGUGAUGACCUCACAGUCACCAACCCCAAACGCAUCGCCAAAGGUGUGGCUGAAAAGUCCUGCAACUGCCUGCUGCUUAAAGUCAACCAGAUCGGCUCUGUCACAGAGUCCCUGCAGGCCUGCAAGAUGGCCCAGAGCAACGGCUGGGGUGUGAUGGUCAGCCAUCGCUCUGGAGAGACGGAGGACACCUUCAUCGCUGACCUGGUGGUCGGUCUCUGCACUGGACAGAUCAAGACUGGUGCGCCUUGCCGAUCCGAGCGCUUGGCCAAAUACAACCAGCUGCUCAGGAUUGAGGAGGAGCUCGGCGACAAGGCCCGCUUUGCUGGCCAGAACUUCAGGCACCCCAUCUGAGCUGGUCCACCUCCACAGGCUUCUGUGUUUGCUGCUCAUAAAUAACCCCCCUUCAUAUACGGCACACUAGGUUCCUGCCCUUCCUCGGAGAGAAAAUUACUGCUGAAAUCAAAGGUCCAAGUUCAGUCGGUGGCGAGGAGAAGCUAUACAGUAGAUCCUAGUUCAACCGCAGCUUCGCUCAUCCUCCAACUACGCUUCAGCUCCUGAAUAGUGUUGGUCCCUCUGUUUGUGUAUCUGUGAGAGAUUUUAGUUGGUCUUCUCGUGUUGUUGUGAUAUUUGGUCCUCCACUGAGUAUUUGAGCUACUGUAACUGUAGUACGGCUGUCUGCCUCGAGCAGUGGUAACAGUACUGUGUGUGUGCAAUGUGUCCCAUCUGACAAGGUCUUGUGUUGCUGUAAGCGUUGGCAGAAGCAAACGUAAUAAAUAACAUAGUUAAAAAAUGUU